Messenger RNA from Rana temporaria (common frog), 1248 nucleotides. Its product is annotated as homocysteine S-methyltransferase 1-like. The transcript is spliced from 8 exons. The record is from RefSeq and is a predicted model, not a curated record. Lineage: Eukaryota; Metazoa; Chordata; Amphibia; Anura; Ranidae. Gene Ontology annotation, biological process: S-methylmethionine cycle. Gene Ontology annotation, molecular function: S-adenosylmethionine-homocysteine S-methyltransferase activity; zinc ion binding. Bases 242 to 1177 code for a protein of 311 amino acids.
CCGAUGGUGGAAUAGAGAGAGGGCUGUAGAAGGAGGGGUCUCCUUAGUUAUUAGUGUAGGGAAGUGCUGAGGUCUGCAGUUGUUGUGUUUGUCUUCAGCUUCUCUUUGUAGCUUAUUGCAGGUGACAUGUGGCCGGAUCCUGUGAUCUGUUAAUGAUUUAUGUAUAGGACUGCCUACAUCUGCAGAGGAAGAACUAGAUCAGACAUGAUUCUCUGAUGACAUCACACAGGAGGCUGAUGUCAUGGCAGACACAGUGAGAGUACUGAGUGGAGGAUUGUCUACUGAGCUGGAGGCUGCUGGAUUCAUCAUCCAGGGAGAUCCACUUUGGAGUGCAAGACUUCUUCAUACCAACCCACAAGCAAUAAAGGAUGUUCACACAAGUUUUCUCAAGAGCGGUUCUGAAGUCUUGACUACAGCUACCUACCAAGCUAGCAUUAAAGGAUUUGUACAACAUUUGGGUGUGAAUGUAGAUGAGGCAGAAGAACUUUUUAAUGUCGCAGUAUCCGUUGCUAAAGAAGCUGCAGAAGAAUUCAACACACAGUCCUUAGAAAAAAAAAAUAUUUUAAUUGCUGGAUCUAUUGGCCCUUAUGGAGCAUUUCUUCAUGAUGGCUCUGAGUAUACGGGAAGUUAUGUCAAAGACAUGAGUAUUGAGGAGUUAAAGAACUGGCAUCGGGUACAGAUGCAGUGCCUGGCAUCUGCUGGAGUUGAUCUGUUUGCUAUAGAGACUAUUCCUAGUCAAAAGGAGGCAGAAGCCCUGGUACAGGUUCUCAGGGAGUUCCCAAAUUCUAAAGCUUGGCUGUCCUACUCAUGUCAGAACGUAUCCUCUACCAGUUAUGGAGAUAAGUUUGAAGAAGCAGUGAAAGUUUCAGCAGCAACACCCCAGCUGGUGGCCAUUGGAGUGAAUUGCUGUUCCCCCGAUUUCAUUAGCCCCCUCCUAUCUUUAGCCAACAAAAAAUGCAGUCUACAGAUCGACUGGAUUGUUUACCCUAACAGAGGAGAGAAAUGGGAUCAUGACCUGGGCUGGCAAAGCGCUAGUAAUGAAAAACCUCUAUCUGCACAUGCUCUUGAAUGGGUCCAGUUAGGAGCCAAAUGGAUAGGAGGCUGCUGCCGGACCACUCCAUCCGAGAUUGAAAGUCUACGAGAAACUUUAUUGACCAGAGGUCCACACAAGCGAUAAAUAUAUAUUCCAAGUGCACUGUGAAAACUUUGUAAUGCAUUUAAGGAUAGUAAAAUGUGUUUUUUUUUUUU